AUGCAAGCAUCUUUUGGUGACACCAGCAACACCUACACCGUGCUCGCUGCCAACGUCCGCUGCUCCGAUGUCUUCCCGGUCUACGGCCUCACACUCGCCCAGUUCCAAGACCAAAAUCCAUCGGUGUCGUGUGCAGCACCCAUCCCACCCUCCACUGUGCUCAAAGUGGCCAGCCCAGCCUCUCUCAUCCUCUGCUCCGUCUUCUACACCACUCAGCAGGGCGACACCUGUGCGGACCUAGCAUUGUAUUUCAAACUGCGCUCGUCCUGCCCAUCUAGCGCCUGCACGGCCAAAUUCCAGGCGCUCAACCCCAGCUUGGACUGCACUGCCAACGGCGGGCUGCUGCAGCCCGAGCAGGCGGUGUGUGUGGAGCGCAUGAGUGAUCAAGUGGGGCUCAUCCCGGUGUGCUCGCAGUACUACCUGGUGCAGAGCGCAGAGACUUGCGACUCCAUCCGCAAUGUGCCCUUCCCCGCUCUGAGCCCCGUUGACUUCUUCCGUCUCAACCCCGGCAUCAAGUGCAACCGCCUCAUUCCGAAGACCAAUGUUGACGGCUUCACUGGCUUUGAGGCAUGCAUAGCAAGCUCCACUUCCUACACUCAGGGCUUGUGCCCACGCGCGAAUGCGUAUGUGGUGGGGACAGGCGACAGGUGCACGGGCCUUCAGGUGAAGUACUUCCGGGGCAUCAAGGGCUGCUACAGGAAAGUCAACGGAUACGACUGCAUCGACAAGCUCGUCAAAUCAACCCGCGUGUGCCUGCCUGACAAAGUCAAGCUUAAGAAGGGAAAGUGCGACAACUGA
Molecule: messenger RNA, 798 nt
Organism: Closterium sp. Naga37s-1
Lineage: Eukaryota; Viridiplantae; Streptophyta; Zygnematophyceae; Desmidiales; Closteriaceae
Source: the annotation of a GenBank genome assembly